Molecule: messenger RNA, 1810 nt
Organism: Atta colombica
Lineage: Eukaryota; Metazoa; Arthropoda; Insecta; Hymenoptera; Formicidae
Product: liprin-alpha-2-like
Exons: 7
Biological process (GO): synapse organization
Cellular component (GO): presynaptic active zone
Molecular function (GO): protein binding
Source: RefSeq, a predicted model, not a curated record
GCAUGGGCAGCAUAACAACGGCGCACUCAAUUCUGGAACUCCCCCUUCCCCAUUGUCCUCACGCCACAGCAGCCAGGACAGUUUGCACAAGAACAAUUUCUCCAGCGUCGGGCUGCCUAUUGGACAAUUAUCGACAUCACAUCUGCACAUGCAAUCAACCAUCAGCUCCGCCACGGCGGCUGCGGUCGCAGCUGCGCAAAAAAAGAAAGGCAUUAAGAGUAGCCUCGGUAGAUUUUUCAGCAAAAAAGAAAAGAUCAAAGGGAAAGAUACAGCAAUACCAGGGGAUAUACCAGGUAUGGGAGGUGCAAGUACACCAGCUGAUUCAGACUAUGGAGAUAGUGUAUGUGUGGCUGGUACACUUGGAAGUAAAAGCGAUUUUGAUCGUAGGAAAAAGAAGAGCAUGUUGGACUCCUCGCGACACGAGCUUUUAGCAGAAGCAAUGAAAGCCGGAACGCCCUUCGCUUUAUGGAAUGGACCAACGGUAGUCGCCUGGUUAGAACUUUGGGUGGGCAUGCCGACGUGGUAUGUCGCUGCUUGCCGAGCAAAUGUCAAAAGUGGUGCUAUCAUGAGUGCUCUUAGCGAUACCGAAAUUCAACGAGAGAUUGGUAUAAGCAAUCCUUUGCAUCGAUUAAAACUGAGACUAGCCAUUCAAGAGAUGGUGUCGCUUACGAGUCCAUCAGCGCCGAAAACUUCUCGCACAACAUUAGCAUUUGGUGAUAUGAAUCACGAGUGGAUUGGUAACGUCUGGUUACCGAGUCUCGGACUGCCUCAAUACCGAUCCACUUUUAUGGAGUGCCUUGUUGAUGCUAGAAUGCUUGAUCAUCUUACAAAAAAGGAUCUUCGUGGUCAGCUGAGAAUGGUUGACAGUUUUCAUAGAACAAGUUUGCAGUACGGUAUUUCCUGCUUAAAACGACUAAAUUAUGAUAGACAACAAUUAGAGGAAAGAAGACGAGUAGCAGAAGGUGCCAAUAUAGAUGUACUCGUUUGGAGUAAUGAUCGUGUCAUAAGAUGGGUACAAUCGAUUGGUUUGAAGGAAUAUGGAAAUAAUCUCUUAGAAUCGGGUGUGCAUGGUGCGCUCAUAGCCCUAGAUGAAAGUUUUGAUGCAAAUAGUUUUGCACUAACUUUACAGAUUCCUACACAAAAUACACAGGCAAGACAAUUGUUAGAGAUGGAAUUUUCUAAUCUCUUAUCAAUAGCGACGGAAAGACGUCUGGAUGAGAAUAGUCUGAAAUCCUGAUCCAUCUCAUCAAGUCGGCUGGCUCAUAUUCAACCACAUCAUGUCUAGUCCAAAACCCCAGCUAUUGCUAUUAUCUAUGCGCAAGUGUGUUAUAAAAAUUAUAAGAGCUUUAAGUAUCACGCUAGGAAUAUCUUCAUAUUGUUAUGACAAAUGUAACAUUUGGUAACAUUGAGAUGUGUUUUGACAUAAGCUGUUAUGAUAAGUUUACACGAUACAUUCGAUAUUUAAGGAUUUCAUCUAAUCGAUUUUUAUGCCGCAUACACGCCACAAGCAUUAUAUACUUUUUAUGAUAAAGAAGAUAAGAGGCAGUUAUUUCGAGCAGUUUUUCAUAUAGAUAUUGAAAUGUAGCAGACAAAUUAUUGGAUUACUAGACACGGAAAAGAAUAAUAUAGCACUCUCCUUAAAAGCACGAGAUACCAAUUGCAGACUAUUACGACAAUAAUUCUCUCUGAGUUAGUCUGAUUUGUUAAUAAAGUCGAUAAGCUUCAGUAUUAUGAUAUCAUGUAAUAGAGUGUAUUUGUUGUACGACUUGAUAUAACAACGUGUGUACUUAUAAUAUUCAAUAAAUAUUUA